AUGGAGCAAGCACCCAGCGCGCCGAGCCCUCCUCCAAAACCGGCCCAACACGAGCCCAUCAGCUUCGGCAUCGACCAGAUUCUGGGAGCCGGUACGGAGCCGGAGAACGUGCGCACGGCUGGCAGACAAAGUGGAUCCGAUUUAAGCAACGGGGACGGUUAUUACAGUUUAGGAAGCCCGGCUGGGGCCAACGCGUCCUCGUACACCGCGCUUUCUAUCUCCCUCUCCGGUAUAAUGCCUCCGGUGGAGGCUUCAGGUUCGUACGGAGAGAGCAGGAGUCUGGGCAGCCGAGGAGUGAUUCGAGUUCCUGCUCACAGACCCGUGGCAGCCCCGGGACCCCCGGCCCCCGUCCAGAGCGCCGUUCCUGGGUUUGGGGGAUUGUGCUUCCCCUGGAUAGGAAACAGGUUCGCCAAGGACAGAAUAUCAGCGGCUCUGGUGCCGUUCGCCGUUACGCGGCGGAUAGGACACCCGUACCAGAACCGGACGCCUCCCAAACGGAAAAAGCCUCGAACAUCCUUCUCCAGAGUUCAGAUCUGCGAGCUGGAGAAACGCUUCCACCGGCAGAAGUAUCUGGCCAGCGCCGAGCGGGCAGCUCUGGCAAAGAGUCUGAAAAUGACGGACGCGCAGGUUAAAACCUGGUUUCAGAACCGCAGGACCAAGUGGAGGAGACAGACAGCCGAGGAGAGGGAGGCGGAGCGUCAGCAGGCCAAUCGCCUCAUCCUGCAGCUACAGCAGUCCGCCCUCCAGAAGUCCCUCAGCGAAUCAGCGGUGUCGGAUCCACUGUGCGCCCAUAACUCCUCCCUGUACGCGCUGCAGAACCUCCAACCCUGGGCCGAGGACAGGGAAUAG
Molecule: messenger RNA, 849 nt
Organism: Stegastes partitus (bicolor damselfish)
Lineage: Eukaryota; Metazoa; Chordata; Actinopteri; Pomacentridae
Gene: tlx3a
Product: T cell leukemia homeobox 3a
Exons: 3
Coding region: 1-849 (282 amino acids)
Biological process (GO): animal organ development; regulation of transcription by RNA polymerase II
Cellular component (GO): nucleus
Molecular function (GO): RNA polymerase II cis-regulatory region sequence-specific DNA binding; DNA-binding transcription factor activity, RNA polymerase II-specific
Source: RefSeq, a predicted model, not a curated record